CAGGUCUAGAGAUGCUGACACAGACUUCAAAGAGAGGAGAGAGAGAGAGAGAGAGAGAGAGGGGGAGGGGGAGAGAGAUGGCGAUGAGUUAUUGAAAAUUCCAGGACCAGAAUGAGGAGAUCUUGGUGGAAUUUGUUGUGGGUGAUCUCGCAUCUGCUUGCCUUCCACUAUUCUUCAACAACUUUAGCAAUCAGGAGAGAUGCAAGCCUCCUUGAGAGACGCAUAUGUAGGAACACAGUCCAAGGGAGACUUCUGCUUUCUGAUGAUAAUGGUCAUGUAUGUAAUUCUUUUUCCCUAGAUCCGCAGACUCGCUGCUGUCCAGAAAAUGGAGAGAAAUUCUCUUGUUAUGGAUGCAAUCUCUUUUCGCAAUGUUGCAACUCAUAUGAAUAUUGUGUGUCAUGCUGCCUGAACCCAACUAGGACUCAGAAGGAUGAAGCGCUCAAAGUAAAGAUAGCCAAGCCUGCUACAGCAGGUACUUACGGUAGCGUAUUUGAUUUCUGCACUGGGAGAUGCCGUCACAAUUCCGAAAGUGUGGUUCAUGAGAAUGCUUAUCUUAGUGAAUUCCAUCAUUGUUUCUCCCUGCCUGCAAAUUCUUCAGGGGUUAACAGCAAGAGUUUAGAAGCAGGACUGACUGGUAUCAAUGUCAUUGUGGGAAGGCAAGGUGAGUCCUGCGAUUCAGUCUGCAGGUCAAUUGGGCAGUCGUGUGUCCCGAAUAAGCUUGCGCUUCUAAACCAAUGUGAAAUUAUGCAGAAACAUAUGAGCUGUAAAGGAGCUUGUUUGGCAAGCAUUGGAGCAGAUCAACCUGCUGAAGUUGUUGAUGAUGCGCCUAGACAUCUGAAUCCAGGAGCUUGCUUGUAUACCCAAAGACAAUCGGCACUUUCAUGUGAGGGUUCGCAUCAGCAUACUAGGAGACUCUGCGCUUGUGCUUAGUACAAUUACUGAAUAGUCACUGUCAUUCAGGAAAUGUGAUGAAUUUUGGAGUUUCUUCCUCACCAUGCACGGUGUUGAACUUGCUUGCAGCAACCGGUCUUAUUAUUGAAGUGCAGAGUUCUCACACCAAGAGUUUUGUUUUUUCGGUCCGUCUGAUGACACCUAUAGUUCUUUUUUUGUCUGAAUAGUCUAAAUGCUCUGAUUCGGUCAAGAAUCAAGAUUCAUUGUGGUAGCGCGUGUUUGAGCAGUAACAAUGUAGAUCUUCAAUUUUAGCAUUUUUGGUGUUCUCUUCGAAUUGGAACAAUGUUAAGAAGAAACAUGAGCUAAGUUUUAGCAUUCUGCUGCUUCAUAGAAUUGAAAAUCUCUCCCUUUACAAA
Molecule: messenger RNA, 1307 nt
Organism: Syzygium oleosum
Lineage: Eukaryota; Viridiplantae; Streptophyta; Magnoliopsida; Myrtales; Myrtaceae
Exons: 12
Coding region: 112-930 (272 amino acids)
Biological process (GO): positive regulation of SREBP signaling pathway
Source: RefSeq, a predicted model, not a curated record